Messenger RNA from Chenopodium quinoa (quinoa), 813 nucleotides. RefSeq lists its product as uncharacterized. Lineage: Eukaryota; Viridiplantae; Streptophyta; Magnoliopsida; Caryophyllales; Amaranthaceae. Bases 1 to 813 code for a protein of 270 amino acids. The record is from RefSeq and is a predicted model, not a curated record. The transcript is spliced from 2 exons.
AUGAAAGAUCUUGGAGUGUUGAAAUAUUUUUUGGGGCUAGAGGUAGCCCGGAACAAACAGGGAAUUUUUAUUUUCCAGAGGAAGUAUGCAUUGGAUAUAAUCACUGAAGCAGGUUUACUUGAUGCUAAACCUGCAGAGUUCCCUAUGGAACAAAAUCACAAGUUAGCACUAUCUCAGGAAGAGUAUUUUCAUGAUAUUGAGAAAUAUUGUCGCCUCAUAGGUCGACUGAUUUAUUUGUCUGUUACGAGACCCGAUUUAGCAUAUUCAGUUCACAUUUUGUCACAGUUUAUGCAAAAACCCAGGAUUGAUCAUUGGGAAGUAGCUCUGCGAGUUGUUAGAUAUUUGAAGAAGAGUCCGGGACAGGGAUGUCCUCUAUCCCGACGGUCUUUGGGUGGUUGGUUUGUGCUUCUUGGUUUGUCCCCUGUAUCUUGGAAAACCAAGAAGCAGCCUACUGUAGCUCUCUCUUCGUCAGAAGCAGAAUAUCGUUGUAUGAAUGCGACGACUUGUGAAUUAAAGUGGUUGAAGCGACUACUUGGUGAUUUAGGUGUUCGACAUGAGAAUGAGAUGCACCUUUAUUGUGAUAGUCAAUCUGCGUUAUACAUUGCGCAGAAUCCAGUGUUUCAUGAACGAACAAAACAUAUUGAGUUAGAUUGUCAUUUUGUUCGGGAUGCGAUUACAGAUGGGACGAUUAUACCCUCGUAUGUUCCUAUGACGGUUCAGUUGGCCAACAUUUUUACAAAAGCUUUGGGAAAAGCUAAAUUCGAGUUUCUACUUCGCAAGUUGGGUGUCCGAGAUCCGUACUCUCCAACUUGA